Messenger RNA from Fulvia fulva, 1710 nucleotides. Its product is annotated as Trichothecene efflux pump TRI12. Gene Ontology annotation, molecular function: transmembrane transporter activity. Gene Ontology annotation, biological process: transmembrane transport. The transcript is spliced from 3 exons. The coding region runs from base 1 to 1710 and encodes 569 amino acids. Lineage: Eukaryota; Fungi; Ascomycota; Dothideomycetes; Mycosphaerellales; Mycosphaerellaceae. Gene Ontology annotation, cellular component: membrane. The record is from RefSeq and is a predicted model, not a curated record.
AUGGCCGACGACAAAUCUAUCGAAUCUCAUCACGAUGAGAAGGUCAUGCCAGAUCACCUCGAAGACCUCGAGCGUACACACACCAAGAUUGACGUGAUUCACGUCACCCAGAAGCUUCCAUAUGGCGAAAUCAACUUCAUCGGCACGUACAUGGCCUGCUUGCUGGCAUGUUGUGCUUCCUUCGCAGGCUUCAUUAUGCCCAUCACUUCACUCCAGCUCAUCGAGCGCGACUUGGGCGUCUCCGAGAACGCAGUCUGGAUUGCACUUGGCUGGAUCUUACUCUCAGCUGUGUCCUUCGUUCUGUUAGGCCGCCUCUCCGACAUCUUUGGCCGUCGCUGGUUCUUUACAGGCACCACGAUAUCUGCUCUCAUUGGUUGCAUCAUUGGGGCCACGGCGACCAACAUCAAUGUACUGAUCGCAGCAUCGGUGUUCCCUGGUCUGGGCUCCGCUGGGCAGCUCAGUGCCAACUACUCCCUCGGAGAGCUUGUGCCCGUCCGCCAUCGUUUCGCCAUCAAUGGAUUCAUCUUCCUGGCUACGCUGCCAUUCUCUGGCCUCGGGCCGUACCUGGCCCGCCUCAUGAUUGUCAAUACUGGGCCAAGCUGGAGAUCGAUCUACUACCUGAUCAUUGGACUGAACGCAGCUUCGACUGUAUGCUGGGUCCUCUUCUACCACCCGCCCAAGUUUCAAGGUCUCCAUCGUGACCGGACAGUUCGCGAGGAGCUAGCAGAGAUGGACUUUGGAGGAAUCUUUCUAUACGUUGCCGGAUUCUUCUUGUUCCUCCUGGGUCUUGCAUGGGGAGGCUCCGUACAUCCAUGGACUUCGGCAUACGUCUUAGCACCGUUGAUCAUCGGCUUCUUUACACUCGUUGGCUUCUUGUUCUACGAGAUGUACAUGGGUCUGCGCCGCCCACUUAUUCCAAUGCACCUAUUCAAGAACAAGGACUUUGUCAUAGUCAACAUACUCUCCGCUGUUGGUGGCGUGGUGUACUACUCGGCAAACAGUCUCGUUGCCAGUUGCAUUGGAGGCGGCGUAUGUGCUGGCCAAUUUCUGGGCUCCUGGCUCGCUGUUCCUGGAGGAAUGCUGCGACUGAAGCUAAUCUUCGUCUCAUGUGGGCUAUGCGCAUUUAUUGCCGGCCUUGCCGGAGCGACCAAUAGCCAAGCCAUCGGCUCUGCUUUGGCUGUCUGCGGUGGACUCUGUGUCAGGCUGCUCGAAGUUGUUGUGUCUACGGUAGUCACAAUAGUCAUCGAUGACCAGUCAGAGAUUGGAACUGCUGCGGGAGUCUUUGAUGGAAUACGCGCAGCAGCCGGCGUACUGGCGACCGCCAUCUAUUCGUCAGUCUUGAUGAACAAGCUGGCAGGCUACACUAAGAGCACCGUGGCACCUGCUGUCGUACAAGCCGGCCUACCUCUGGAGUCUCUUCCGGCUUUUCUCACUGCUUUGUCCUCGGGAAGCCUUCCAGCAUUGGAAGCCGUUCCUGGAGUUACUCCUGCAGCAAUCCAAGCUGGUGUUGCAACCUUCACGGAAGCAUACGCCAAAAGCUUCAAGGUUGUUUGGCUCGGCACUCUGGCAUUCGGCCUUCUAGCUGUGAUUGCAUCAAUCUUCACAACAAAUAUCGAUGAUAGACUGUCUCAUGACGUUGUACGACGUCUAGAUGGAGGCAAGAACACUGAUUUGGAAAACGGGGAGAAGCUGGAGAAGUUGGACUCUUAA